This is a messenger RNA of Toxotes jaculatrix (banded archerfish), 3192 nucleotides long. It is a transcript of the gene onecut1, whose product is annotated as one cut homeobox 1. Gene Ontology annotation, cellular component: nucleus. Gene Ontology annotation, biological process: regulation of transcription by RNA polymerase II. The transcript is spliced from 2 exons. Lineage: Eukaryota; Metazoa; Chordata; Actinopteri; Toxotidae. Gene Ontology annotation, molecular function: DNA-binding transcription factor activity, RNA polymerase II-specific; RNA polymerase II cis-regulatory region sequence-specific DNA binding. The record is from RefSeq and is a predicted model, not a curated record. The coding region runs from base 394 to 1761 and encodes 455 amino acids.
UGGAAGAGGGCUGGAGACACACAACUAGAGAGAUGGCGCGGCACCCGACCGGAGCGCAAGGACAGCUGGUUGGCGGUGGGGGGGCUUGAAUUCUAAAGAGAAUCAGAAAAUUUAAAAAAAAAAAAAAAGAAAAAAAGAAAAAAAAAGAAAAAAUAUAUAUCGGAGAGGAAGGGAUUCGGAUAAGGAGUUUCCAUUCUGCAAAAAAUCACCAGAGGUAGGAGAAUAAUCAAAUAGGUGAAUAUAAGGACAGAGGAGAGGCACUAGCAGAGGAGGCUGCUGCAAGAAGAAAAAAGCAACAAAAGAAAUUUGAACUUUACUGGACGCGAGGACUUCUGGACAUCAGCUAACUGCAGUAGGUCAGAUAGAUGGUUUGUCCACAGCGCUGCCCGGAUCAUGAACGCACAGCUGUCGAUGGAAAAUAUUGGCGACCUGCACGGAGUGAGCCAUGAGUCCGUGGCCGGUCACGGAGAGCUGCUGAGUGGCCACAGUCCGCAUUCCCGUCCGAGCCCCCGGGGUCUGAGCCACCGCGCUAUGGGCAUGGCGACCCUGCUGGACAGCGGAGACUAUCACCCCAGCCACCCCGGACACCUGCAUCCAGCCAUCAGCAUGUGUGAAGCCCCCCCUGGCAUGAGUGCGAGCAGCACUUACACCACCCUAACCCCCCUGCAGCCCUUACCCCCCAUCUCCACCGUGUCCGACAAGUUUCCCCCCCAUCAUCAUCACCACCACCACCAUCCCCAUCAUCCUCACCCUCAUCCCCACCAGAGGAUCCCCGGAAACGUCAGCGGCAGCUUCACGUUGAUGCGAGAGGACCGGAGUCUGGCGCCUAUGAACAGUCUGUAUCCCGCAUAUCAUCACAAAGAUCCCUGCAUGGGCCAGAGUCUGUCCCCGUUGUCUGGUUCCGGUCUGGCCAGCAUACACACGUCCCAGGCCGGUAUCCCUCCCUACGCUCAUCCCGGUGCCGCCAUGCCUGGUGAAAAGAUGCUCACCCCCAGCGGGUUUGAGGCUCACCACCCGGCCAUGCUCGGCAGACACACGGAGCAGCACAUGAGCUCCUCAGCGGGCAUGGUACAAAUCAACGGCCUCCACCACCACCCGCACGCCCACCUUGGCGGGCAGGGGCACGGCCAGGGGCUGGGGAACAGCCGGGAGCAGGCCUCCGGGCCCGGACAGCAAGGGGGCGGCGGUGGAGGGGGUGGUAUUUCUGGGGGACAGAUGGAGGAGGUGAAUACCAAAGAGGUGGCGCAGAGGAUCACCACAGAGCUGAAGCGCUACAGCAUCCCUCAGGCCAUCUUUGCCCAGCGGGUCCUGUGCAGGUCCCAGGGGACCCUGUCCGAUCUGCUGAGAAACCCCAAACCCUGGUCCAAGCUCAAGUCCGGUAGAGAGACCUUCCGCCGCAUGUGGAAAUGGCUGCAGGAGCCUGAGUUCCAACGCAUGAGUGCGCUCAGGCUCGCAGGUGAGCGAAGCCUCGCAUGUAAGCGCAAGGAACAGGACCACGGCCGAAGCGAGCGAGGGAACGUGACCAAGAAGCCCCGGCUUGUGUUCACAGAUGUGCAGCGGCGGACGCUGCACGCCAUCUUCAAGGAGAACAAGCGUCCAUCCAAAGAGCUUCAGCUCACCAUCGCCCAGCAGCUGGGCCUGGAGCUGGCCACAGUCAGCAAUUUCUUUAUGAACGCACGCCGUCGGAGCCUAGAUAAGUGGGUGGACGACGGCACCGGUCACUCAGCCAACUCUGGCCCUAACACCUGCACCAAAGCCUGAAGACGGAUUGAUUUGACCAACUCAUGGACUGACUCAACCUCGGUGGAAAAGCUUUAAAACUUAAGAGAAACAAAGAGAAACUUAAAAAGACCUUGAAGCAACAUUUUGCCCUUAAACCUGUACUAUAUUGAUAUUUAUAGUAUCCAAAGAUGAAAAAACAAACCAAAGACUUCUUGUUUGACCUGCUUUGAAAUGUUUGUUUCAGCAACACAUUUAUGUGUAACAUACUGCAAAAAGACUAUAAUUUUACCCCCCACUCUCACACAUACUCACACUCACUGGUCUCUAGCUUUACUACACCCCUCCUCACCUCCCCACCCGGUAUCAAUCUAUCAUUCACCAUCCUUAUCUUUAAUCUGAUUGGUUGGUUUUAAUGAUGGGUCCCUAAAUGGAGGUUUAAUCAGCCUAUUGACAGUCUGAUCUGCAGCUGUCCACACCCUUUGAAAAACAGCCAGAAUGUGGAGCUCCGGUGGGAUUGGCCAAUCGAAAAAAAAAAAAAUCCUACAGGAGCGACUGGAUUGUUGUGCAACCUUGUUUGGAUCAGUGGCGGUGGACUGUCUGUCUAUCUGUCUGUCUGUCCAGCUGUCUGUCUCUCUAUCAAGCAUUCCAGACAGACAGGGGAAUGCCCAUGCGUAGACUGCUAACCCAAAACCAAAAUCCCAACCUUUAAACCAAACCGAGUUCCCCCUAACCUCAACCCACAUGGUAGUGCUUUCUUCCAACAUGCUGAAGCGUUGAAUAAUUUAAAAAUGAGAAACCAAAGCCUUCUGCACCCUGACGCCUCUCAUGCAGCUUAGAAAUAAAACCACUAAACAUGCUAUGAAGUAAUUUGACCAAAGAGAAUAUUUUGUAGUUGGUAAUCUUGAGAGUGUUUUUACCUCAUUUCACUCCCUUACCUCUUGAGACAGACUGUUACUUAGGCGCCAAGACAACAAUAUUGUUACUGCUCAUAGUUCAUUCAACAUUUUGAGUAAUACUUAAAUUUUUGUUCCCUGCAAGAGGAAAUAAUAUGUAAUAUAACCCUGAAAAUCAUCCACUGACAUUUGCCUUAUAGAUGCCUUUUUGAAUCAAACUAAAUAUUCCAGCUUUAUCUUCACAAUCAGUCUAGUGAAUGUUAUUGUGAAUGCUGUUUGUGAAGAUCAAUCUUCUCAGACUCAACCUUUCCUAUAAGUCUGUUUCUGCAGGUUUAGCUCUAGUUUAUAUGUUCAGUUGCCAGCAGCUGGCAAACAAAGACUCCACUCUGUAGUACACUUUCUCUGCAAAGGUGAAAACACAAAAUGCUGGCUCUAUGUGUGGCCUUGACACUGUGAGAGAGACAGAUGGCCUCGAAUGUUUUGUUUUUUUUUUGAGGACAAAUCAUGUCACCACUGUAAUAAUAAGCAUUCAGCGUCGCUCCGUCAUCCCCUUGCACUUCAUACGUAUUUGAUUUUA